This is a messenger RNA of Porites evermanni, 4470 nucleotides long. The record is from the annotation of a GenBank genome assembly. NCBI's taxonomy places the organism in Eukaryota, Metazoa, Cnidaria, Anthozoa, Scleractinia, Poritidae.
CAACCUUGUCAGAUCCAAGAGGAUCGUAAUGUGGGAUGCCUGUGCUGUGUAUCUGGUCCACUCAGUACUAUUGUCUAUACUGACAGAGGAGGUUACUGUCCAGGAGAAUCUAUUGGUGUCUCUGCAGUCAUUAAUAAUAAUUCAAAAAAUGAGAUUAUUGGGCUGGAGAUACAGCUUAUUCAACACACUGUCCUCAUUGCUUCUGGUGGUGAGUAUAAGAACCAACGUCGCGCUUAAGAACAAGUCCAGAACAAAUUAUUAAUUAAUAGUCAAUUUAAUUAUUUGAUUCAGUAUUUGCAUCAACACUGUUUUGAAUUGCAGUGGGAACUGCACAAAAUUUUUAAGUUAUAAGGGUGUGAAAUGUACACCAGAGUGAUUGACGGAGUUUUGUAAGGAGGUUAUAACGUUUGACUCGUUUUGGAUUUACUAUGGUGUGACCACAGGUAGCCCAAACUUACUAUAAGAGCCCUGAACAACAUUAAUUAUUCAUACGACAACAGUUAUAAGACGUUGUAUGAAAAUUAUCUGAUUUCUCUAUAAUUGAGCGAAACGUACCUUACCCAGUACAUUGCCCAGUAGGCUAAAUGCUCCAAUUGUCCUUUGACGGUUGAACAAUUUGACCUUGCCAGCCCGCAUCGGUUUGAAAUUGUUGACUUGACGGUUGGAGUCCGUUGCGGGUCUGCUCUCGACUCGCCUACCCACGGCCGUGUAUCAUCCACUUCGUUGGCGAUUUAGGACCUUCAAAAUGGGAAUUUUGGCGAUGUGAAUGAUGGAAAAUGUGCGUUAUUUAUCAGGACAUCUGUUUCUGGCGGAAUUGUCUCCAUGUCGCAAAUAAUACGGAAUUUAUCGCCGCCGAGAGCGGAGCCGGUCAAGAGAGGUUUUCCAACCUUCUCUUCUCUUCUUUCUAUUGUCAUCUGGGUGAAAAACUGUCCCUCAAAAAAAGACAUUAAACAGUGCCUAGGAGGUCUGAAAUGCAGUCAGAAUACAAGAAAAACAAUUAGACGUUAAAGGAGAACUUUAAAGCGAUAUUCAAUGUACAUUUUGCUAAUUUAGUGAGCAAAGAAUAUUUCUCCAUACAAGGUCUUAUAAUUUUCUUGCGGUAUGAAUAAUUAAUUAGCUUGUUGUUUUCGCGUUCUUGGCAUCCUAAGAGGCCUGAGACGCAGUCAACACACAAAUAAACGUAACAAAAUACUAAAAGGAAAAAUUUCAUGUACGUUUGGCUCAGUUAUAGAGAAAUCAGAUAAUUUUCAUAAAACGUCUUAUAACUGUUGUCGUAUGAAUAAUUAAUUAGCUAGGUAGGAUAAUAUUGUUCAGGGCUCUCAUAAUAAGCUUGGGGUGCCUGUGGUGUGACCAUUAAAAUUGAAACUUUUGGCAGAUGACUUUCGAUUCACAUGAUACUAUUUGUCAGGUCUGGGUGGAUUAUAAUGAGUGAAAACACUUAAGAGUAGGGACCUUACAUAUAAGCGUAUUGAUCAAGUCCUUAAUACACAAGAAAGCUUCACCUCUAGUUAUUUAUGUUUAUUUAAUGGAGUUGAAAUCAUGCUCCGAUUUGGCUGAACUGUCGAACACCCAGCUACUUUGAAGCAAUACCCCUAAAACAGUGGCUCGUGGCUACAUAGCCACGUAGCCAUGUAGCCACUUAGCCGCAAGACAGCUUUCCCUCUGCUGUUGCUCUUACUUUGCAAACCACAAAAUAAAAACAAACCAUGCGUCCCAUAGCCACGUAGCCACUGUUUUAGGGGUAUAGGUUAGAAGCGGGCUGCAGUUACUCCCAUGAUUUUUAUCUUCAUCAUCACCAUCAUCAAUUUCAUUAUUUUCUAGGACAAAAAAGACUCUGGGAUGAUAAGGUUGCAUCCAUUCAUCAAGAAGGAGUGAAGCCUGGGGAAGAGACUCACAUGCCAAUGGUACCACUUCCAGUCCCCUCUCUGCCCCCAACCACGACGAGUUGCAGUUGCAUAAAGAUAUCAUAUUUUCUACGGGUAAUUUACCCAUUUUCUGUCCAUUUGGCUGCAUUUUUUGUGAUGACUGUCAUUUGCUACCUUGCCAACAUUUUCCAUUAAGUGAAACCAGCCGUAGGUGUUCUGGUUUGAAUGACAGGACUUGCAUUUGGGGUGAAUUCAUCUGGUGAUGGAAUGUUUUUAGUACAGCUAAGAACUGCUGUUAUGUGCCAUGUAAGGGAACACUGAUUCCAGAAUCCGAGAAAAUUUUUCUUAUGGAAUCCAGAAUCCAAGUUCUACUGACAAAUACUGGAACCAGUACCUGGAAUCCGGAUCCACAGCGUGGAAUCCAGAAUUCAAGGCUGUCCUAGAUACCCUUACAUAGGGCGACCUGUUACUCAAACUAUAAUUUUUCCUGCUAGCAGAGACCUCACAUGGUGGGAAAAAAAACAGAGAAAUAAGAUAGUCCUCUCUCCGUCAUCCUUUCAUUUUUCUUUUGCCUUGAAACCUCUGCUAGCAAGGAGCAAUUACACCUUAAAGUGUCGAGGUUUGUUUCAUUCAUUAGCAAGCGAAUCCUGAAAAUGCUCAAAAAAGCUGAGUUGGAUAGGCCAAUAGAAAAUUAUUCUCCCUAUUGUAUUUCUCAGACAUUUUCUCAGGUUUUUUCAUCGCUGCAUUGCAAUCCACAAGUGUCUUAUUGGAGAAACCGAUUUCAACUUUAAUUUUACUAAAAGUCAAGCUGUUCAUUCAUAUAAUACAAGACGCUCUAAUGAUAUUCGCUUACCCCUAAGAGGAGGUUACUGUCCAGGAGAAUCUAUUGGUGUCUCUGCAGUCAUUAAUAAUAAUUCAAAAAAUGAGAUUAUUGGGCUGGAGAUACAACUUAUUCAACUCACUGUCUUCAUUGCUUCUGGUGGUGGGUAUAAGAACCAACAUCACACUUACGAACAAGUCUAGAACAAAUGAAAUAAAUUAAAUUAAUUAAUAGUCAACUUAAUUUGAUUUAGUACUUGUUUCAGAACUGUUUUGAAUGGCAUUCACUGUGGGAACUGGACAAUAUUGUAGUUAUAAAGGUGUGAAAUAUAUGAACCUUUUCACCAGAGUGAUUGACUGAGUUUUGAAAGGAAGUUAUAACAUUUGAGUCUGUUUUUGAUUUACUAUGGUGUGACCAUUAAAAUGAAAACUUUUGGCAGAUGAGUCCUUACUACACAAGAAAGCUUCACCCCUAGUUGGAGAAGAAAACAAUUCCUGAAAGGCUGCCUGUUCACAUUUAUUUGAUGGAGUUGAAAUCAUACUCCAAUUUGGCUGAACUGUCGAACACCCAGACAGUUUGAAGCUAUACCCCUAAAACAGUGGCUCGUGGCUACUAUGUAGCCACGUAGCCGCAUAGCCAUGCACUUAGCCGCAAGACAACUUUCAUGCUACUGUAACUCUUAUUUUGCAAACCACAUCAUGAGUCCCAUAGCCACAUAGCCACUGUUUUAGGGGUAUAGGUCAGAAGUGGCUGCAGUUACUCCCAUGAUUUUUACCUUCAUCAUCACCAUAAUCAAUUUGAUUAAUUUCUAGGAAAACAAAAACACUGGGAAGAUAAGGUUGCAUCCAUGUUUCAAGAAGGAAUGAAGCCUGGGAAAGAGACUCGCAUGCCAGUGGUACCACUUCCAGUCCCCUCUCUGCCCCCAACCAUGACGAGUUGCAGUUGCAUAAAGAUAUCAUAUUUUCUACAGGUAAUUUACCCAUUAUCUGUCCAUUUAGCUGAAUUUUUUAAAAUAUCUGAUGUUUUUUUUGUUUUGACGACUGUCGUUUGCUGCCUUGCCAACAUUUUUCCAUUAAGACAAACCAACCAUAGUUAUUCUGGUUUGAAUGACAGGACUUGCAUCUGGUGUGAAUUCAUCUGGUGAUGGAAUAUUUUUAGAAUGCAAGUUCUACUGACAAAUACUGGAAUCCAGUACCUGGAAUCCGGAAUCCACUGCGUGGAAUCCAGAAUCCAAGACUGUCUUGGAUACCGUUGCAUGGGGCGACCUGUUACUCAAAAGAAAUUUUGGCUGCUAGGAGGGGAAUACGAUAGGAUUAGGGCUCCCUCCUUCAUUCUUUUCGUUUUUUCUUUUGCCUUGAAACCUCGGCUAGCAAGGAACAAUUACGACUUUAAGUGCCGAGGUUUAUUUCAUUCAUUAGCAAACGAAUCCUGAAAAUGUUCAAAUAAGGUGAGUUGGAAUGCCAACAAAAAAAUAUUCUCCCCACUGUCUUUCAUACAUACGUACUGAGAAGUGUGCAGAGUUGAUAUAAAAUCGAGUUAAACGCCAACAGUUGUAGGUCACUUCUAUUUCGUUGCUUAUUUUCUCUUGCCACCUUUCAACAGCUGAAAGUUAGAGUGAAGGGUGCCUUCAACUCAACAUUAAACAUUCCUAUCACAAUUGGCUCAGUUCCAUAUCGGCCGCCCCUUCAUCCAGCCCAAUACCCGCCCCCAGGUGUUGCUUUGACACCUAGCGCCCCACCACUGGCGGGAUUUGACGCAGCAUCAGCGUAUCCACCAGCCGCUACA